Molecule: messenger RNA, 3339 nt
Organism: Pollicipes pollicipes
Lineage: Eukaryota; Metazoa; Arthropoda; Thecostraca; Pollicipedomorpha; Pollicipedidae
Product: gamma-tubulin complex component 5
Exons: 16
Coding region: 1-2682 (893 amino acids)
Biological process (GO): meiotic cell cycle; cytoplasmic microtubule organization; mitotic cell cycle
Cellular component (GO): gamma-tubulin complex; spindle pole; microtubule organizing center
Molecular function (GO): gamma-tubulin binding; microtubule minus-end binding
Source: RefSeq, a predicted model, not a curated record
AUGAACAAACCUGUGGAUGAGGACCAGGAGAACUUUGACUUGUGCCGUCGCUAUGUGCUGUCCAACAUCUACUACCAUCGCUACCUGGACACCAGCAGUCACCAAGUGCGCCGCCAGCUGGAGGGAGUGGCCACCAAGCUGCGUGUGCAUGCGCUGCCUGAUCAGGCUGACCGGCUGGAGCGGCUCGGACAGCGGCUGGUGCAGCAAGAUGACUGGGCUGAGCAUGCUCAGUGGGACAUUGAAUGGCGGCUGCUGAGCCUGCUGAUCAACCUCAGCAACAACCCCACCUCACUAGCAGCGGGCGGCGUUCCGCGCGCCGCCGCCGCUACCACCCGGCCGGCCCUCCAAGAGCAAGAGGAGGAGGAGCUGGACUGGGCGGAGGAGCUGCGUGUGGAGGAGGACGUCUUGAGUCCGUACCAGAGCCCGGACCCGCUGGCUUGGCUAGAGCGGCGCGUGGCGCUGUCUUACCAGCCGGCCGGGUCGGAGCUGGACCCGCUGCGGCCGACCCCAGACGCAGCCGAGACCUUCCAGACGUACCAGCUGCGGCUGGGCCUGUGCGCGCCCGGUGACUGCACGCUCAUCUCGGAGUGGUCCGUCUGCCGGGAGCUGGUCUGGCAGCUGCUGCGGCCCACAGACUCGCCGCUGUUCCAGCUCCGCAACGGCCAGUUCACCGCCUCCAGCCGGUACCGGCGUGCAGGGCCUGACCAAGACGGCGGGCCGCUGGCCACACAUCGUGCGUUCGCCGCCAGCCUGGCGGCUCACCUGGCCGGCCUGGACUCCCGGCUGCUCGCCCUGGAGCGACAGCUGAUCCGACAAGAGGUGACGCUGACUCUGCGCGGCAUUCAGGUGCGCCUCGCCGACUGGACGUCUCACGUGGCCGAGCUGGACCGGCUGCUGCAGCGCGGCGUGCUCGACAUGAGCCCCGACUGUCCCCGCUGGGCCCGCACGGCCAGGCUGGUGUCGGUGCUGUACGAGGCUGUUCAGCUGUGCAGCGACGAGCGCUGGAGCUCGGCCCUGUUGAAGCUAUUGCUGGACUCGCUCCAGCCCCUGCUGGCCAUCGUCGACGCGUGGACUGUCUCGGAGACGGAGCCAGACGCCGGCGGAGAGUUUCUCAUAGAAAGGAAUGAUGACAUCGCGGUGACUGACGCGCAUUUUUGGAGCCGUGGCUUCACCGUGCACUCGAGCUUUGAAGACUUCUGGACCGACGGGGUUCAGCCGCUGCCAUUUCUGCUGCCUCAUCUCGGUCACAUCGUGCAAAUCGCCAAAUGCCUGAGGGUGCUCUGUCACCUGAAGCUGACAUCACUGAUAGACGACUCCAGCCUUCAGGACGAGUUCAUUCGGCUGAUAGGGGAGGCGCUGCCGGCCGCCAGCGCUGCCCUGCCUCCCCUCCACGCGGAUGUGUCUCCGUCGGUUGCCGCCGUCCCUCCGGCUCCGGGGGCGGAGGACACCAACAGCGUGCGGAGCGUGGACAGCGGGCGCGGCUCGGCGGCUGACGCUCGCUCCCCGCCCCGCCUGCUGCCCGCGCUGCUGGAGGCCUACGGUUCACCGCACCUGACAGCAGCCUUCGGAGAUGUGAUGAAGACUCUGACGGGAGAGGACGACCACGAGGCCAAACCGACCAGAGCGGCGCCGGCCGCCCGCCUGACCACAGCCGUGCCGCACGUGCUGUGUUCGGCGCUGGGACCGCCCGUGUCGGCCCGUCUCGCUGCCGUCUGCCGCCGCCUGGUGACAACACUGCGCACCGAGUACCGGCUGGACGAGCACCUGCGGAUGCUGCGGCGUGUCUUCCUCAUGGAGGCUGGCGACCUGAUGGCCGCCUUCUCCCGGAGGCUGUUCGAGACGCUGGAGGUGGCGUCGACCCGGGACGAGUCUGUCAGCCUCACGCUGUGUCUGGAGGACUGUCUGUCGGCGCGGCACGCGGACAUGGCGGCCCGGUUCUCGGUGACGCUCGUCGGCCCGGAGCCGGCCGGCGCCGCGCCCGCCUGUCCCCUGCGCCGGCUCGAGGCCGUCACGCUCGGGUACGCGGCGCCCUGGCCCUGCACCAUCGCCAUCACGGCUGACAGUCUGCGCCGCUACAAUGAGAUGUUCCGCUUCAUCUUACAGCUCAAGUUCACCCUGCGCGGACUGCAGGCGCUCAACUUCAAGGAUCUGGCCGAGGCCAGUGAGGAGGACUGGCCGGGCGGCCCGGGGCGGGACGGGGGCGAGCCGGCCCCGGCCGCGGCCCCGCGCCGUCUGCGCCUGCAGCUGCUUCGCGCCUGGCUGCUCCACUUCGUCAGCAACAUCCACAGCUACAUCAUGAUGCGGGUGCUGCACUCCACCUGGCUGGAGCUGGAGGAGCGGCUGGAGAAGGCCAGCGACAUCGACACAAUCGUACAAGUGCACGGCCGGUACGUGUCGGUGCUGCACCGCCGGUGCCUGCUGGCCGGGUCGGCCGAGCGGACCCUCCACGCCGCCGUCCUGUCCGGUCUGCAGCUGGGCCAGCGGCUGCAGCGGGCCUGGAGCGCCGUCGGCCGGCUGACCGAGGCCGAGCUGUGCCAGCUGGAGGCCGACUACGUCCGCAGCCACCGCUUCGUCACCGGUCUGCUGCGUCAGUACCGGCAGACCACCAGCCACGUGGACAGCCUGGCGUCGGCCAUGGCGCACAGUGCGCCCAGCCAGGUGCCGUUCGGGGAGCUGGACUGAGUGCCGCCGCCCUCCUGCACGGGACAGACCCCUGGACCAGGCGGGUGCUCUCGAGACGCGCCCGAGCCUGGCGGACGGCGCCGGCUCAGCGGCGGCCGCCGGCGGUCAGCACGUCCCGGCCGUCAUUCAGGCGGCAGACGGGCGGCCUCAGAUGGGAUCUGCGUCCGCACAAAGUGUCUGGGCGCCGUGUGUUCUUACAGGACAGCUGUUGGCGUUCUGUCUGUGACCAGGUCGGUUACGGACGCCCCGGGCUAUGUGUUACGUCUGCAGGCGCUGUGCUCUAUUGCAAGACACGUGCUGGUGUCUUUGACAUACACAGUGUUGAUCUGUUCAGUGAUGAUGCCAGGCGCUUCCUGUAGACCCGGCCUGCUGACGUCCAGGUGCUGUGAGUCCGGCUCGUGCGUGACCGCUGUAUCCACGUUUGGUCUCAGUGUUCUGGCGCACAGCGUCUGAUAGCACAAUGUCGUGACUGGAGAGGGACACUAAUGGGAUGUAUUGACUAAUAGCACUGCUGAGUAAUGGCCAAUAUUGCCUGAUGUGUGCGAGGGCGUCCGCGAUUUGCGUAGCAUGAACAAUAAAACACUGCCACUCAUAUUGCAUUGCAUUUUGCUGUCCCUGCUCACCACCAUAUGUGUCCCAUAUGUUUUGAAUACAAUA